AUGUACCCUUCCAGAUUGCGGGCAGCCCAGCAGCUGUCGCGCCAAUGCGCGCGCUCGUUUACCACUUCCGGCCGUCAAUUGUAUUCGUCGUCGACCGUCCCGGCGCCCGAGAAGAAUGGAGAGAAGACUGUCGAAAUUACGCCGACUAAACCGGCCGCCGUCGUGAAGCAGGCUCCCAACCGCGCGGAGGUCUGGUCCAAGAGUCAGAAGCCCCGCUCCGAGGCCAUGACCGGCCCCCGUUUUGAGCAGACCAACUUUGAUCUCCAGCCUCAACCAUGGGCCGCCAUAGAGCUCAUCCACAAGCAACCUGUCAAGUGGGUGCAUGAGCGUAUCGUCGCAUGCGAUGGUGGUGGUGGCCCUGCCGGUCACCCCAAGAUUUAUAUCAACACCGACAAGCCUGAGAUUGCCUCCUGCAACUACUGUGGACUUCCUUUCGCAAAUGAACACCACCGCAAACACCUCGAGUCCCUCCCCCAGACCUCCUACCCCCUUCAAUGA
Neurospora tetraspora is the source of this 498-nucleotide messenger RNA. Its product is annotated as zinc-finger domain-containing protein. The coding region runs from base 1 to 498 and encodes 165 amino acids. NCBI's taxonomy places the organism in Eukaryota, Fungi, Ascomycota, Sordariomycetes, Sordariales, Sordariaceae. The record is from RefSeq and is a predicted model, not a curated record. Gene Ontology annotation, biological process: mitochondrial electron transport, NADH to ubiquinone. The transcript is spliced from 3 exons.